AGGGCCCGGGGGGGGCACCAUGGUGGUGACACUGGGCUACUGGGACAUUCGGGGGCUGGCCCACGCCAUCCGCCUGCUGCUGGAGUACACGGAGACCCCCUACGAGGAGCGCCAGUACCGCCCUGGCCCAGCUCCCGAUUUUGACCCGAGCGAUUGGACCAACGAGAAGGAGAAACUGGGGCUCGACUUCCCCAAUCUCCCGUAUCUCAUCGAUGGCCCCGUCAAGCUGACCCAGAGCAACGCGAUCCUGCGCUACAUCGCCCGCAAGCACAACAUGUGCGGCGAGACGGAGGAGGAGAAGCAGCGCGUGGAUGUGCUGGAAAACCAGCUCAUGGAUUUCAGGAUGGAGUUUGCCCGGCUCUGCUACAACCCCGACUUCGAGAAGCUGAAGGCGGGAUACCUGGAGCAGCUUCCCAAGAAGCUCCAGGAGUUCUCGCGCUACCUGGGCUCCCGCACCUGGUUCGCGGGGGACAAGCUGACCUUCGUGGACUUCCUGGCGUACGAUGUGCUGGACCAGCACCGCAUGUUCGUGCCCAACAGCCCCGAAUUCCAGGGAAACCUGGGCAAGUUCCUGCAGCGCUUCGAGGCCCUGCCCAAGAUCUCCUCCUACAUGAAGUCCCCACGGUUCAUUAAAGGGCCCUUUUUCUACCGCACGGCCAAGUGGAGCAACACCAAGGAGUGA
Molecule: messenger RNA, 682 nt
Organism: Empidonax traillii (willow flycatcher)
Lineage: Eukaryota; Metazoa; Chordata; Aves; Passeriformes; Tyrannidae
Product: glutathione S-transferase 2-like
Exons: 9
Coding region: 20-682 (220 amino acids)
Biological process (GO): glutathione metabolic process
Molecular function (GO): glutathione transferase activity
Source: RefSeq, a predicted model, not a curated record